AUCAAACUUUUUCUGAUGUUAGGAAUCAAACAACUCUCGAUCAUUGCCAAGUUAUCACAUUUUCUCUCAGGCAUAUCAUCGAACAACUUAUGGGCGUACAGUAUACACCAACAUUGUAUACCAAAGAAGAGCUUUUUCUUGAUGAUACUAUAAAAAAGAUGAGUUUGUAUGAGAUUAGACAUGCGAAUCUGAUCUGGGCACAAGCCGUCUUCGAUGUUCAUGGGCUACAAAAAGAAGAAGUCACCGAGAAGUUGACAUUUUUGUCUGUUGGUUAAUUUUUUCUCUUUUUUUAUUUUGCUGUUGUUUAAGACUUUAAGUCAACUUCAAGAAGUAAUUUUUUAUGUGGUGAGUCACAAUCAUCAUCUCCUUCACAUCCGUCAUAUGGUAACGUGUACUCCUUAGAAACGCAAUAUCUUUACAGAUAUUGAAGAAAGUUGCAAAAUUUGUUUUUAAGAAAAGUAUGAAUUCGAUUCAAUUAUCUUGUAGCUCUCUUCCUCAUGAUAUAAUCCUGAAGAUUGGCUCUUCUCUUCAGGUGAUUGAUCUUUGUGCACUCAGUAGCUGUUCUAAGUUUUGGAGAGAGCUGUGUGGUUCUGAUGUCUUAUGGGAACCUCUGUUUCGAAAAAGAUGGCCUUUGUUGUGCACAUUUGAUUCAGACAGUACUCAGUUUCCUCAACCCCAAAACGCUGGAACAACCAAUGAGGAAAAUUCCCAGGAAUGGAGAAGAUUUUACGUGGUGCAGCAUAAGGAAAUGGCAUCAAGAGCUUCGGCGGUGAUUACAUAUGUGACUAAAUGGCCUGUUACGUUGUCUCUAGAGGGCGGCCAAUAUCUGCACGCGGUUGAAACAAUGAGCUCGAUGAGGUUAGGAUUUCAAGAUGUGGAGUUAUUUAUCUUCAAACCAAACUUGAGUGUGCUGCUAAACCUCAUUGGACUCAUCUACUGCAUACAACACCUGAAACCGCCUCGGGAGCAAAUCGUGGAUGCGCUAAGGAGAUAUGGAAUCUCAGAGCAGCUAGUUUGGGUGAAAUGGUUGACGUUAGGUCGAUGGUCAGGUGGGAGACGAAUGAGAGACGAAAUCGUAUCACGUCAGGUCUCACUAGUCAAUGUUGUAACAGGGAAAGAAGAAACCGUUCUAAAAGUGCUUCAGCGAGGAGUUGUUCACGAAGUUCUUCGUGUUUGUAUCUCAACCAUGGAUCUUGCUUGCACCCCUUGCACAAGUAGCACCAUCAGAAACUACUAAACCUUUUCAAAUUACACAUUUUUUUACUUCAAGUCUAAUUAAUUGUGAUAAUGAAACAUAUGUAAACUAUAUGAUUAAAAACUUUAAAAGUGAUUAUGUAAAUAAUAAAAGAAUAAAGUGAA
Molecule: messenger RNA, 1359 nt
Organism: Camelina sativa (false flax)
Lineage: Eukaryota; Viridiplantae; Streptophyta; Magnoliopsida; Brassicales; Brassicaceae
Biological process (GO): protein polyubiquitination; SCF-dependent proteasomal ubiquitin-dependent protein catabolic process
Cellular component (GO): SCF ubiquitin ligase complex
Molecular function (GO): protein binding
Source: RefSeq, a predicted model, not a curated record